Molecule: messenger RNA, 3342 nt
Organism: Caenorhabditis remanei
Lineage: Eukaryota; Metazoa; Nematoda; Chromadorea; Rhabditida; Rhabditidae
Exons: 16
Coding region: 1-3342 (1113 amino acids)
Biological process (GO): protein dephosphorylation
Molecular function (GO): protein tyrosine phosphatase activity; protein binding
Source: RefSeq, a predicted model, not a curated record
AUGGCUCCAGAUUUCGAAACUCCUCGACUAGUUCGAAGACUCGAUUGGUUUCAAGAUGACUCACUUGUUGCCAGUUAUCAACAGGAUAUACUUGCCGAUUCGUCUCGUCAAUGGUGGGUAGCUGAUGGACGUUACCAACUGAUUCGCCCAUUUUAUACUCUUCGUGUAUCUCCAGUAACUCCAGAAGAUUCUGGAACUUAUCGAUGUCGCAUUGAGACUGAUCCAUUAUUCUCAUCUCCACAGAGCACAGCAACUCAAGAACUUGCAGUAAUGGUUCGACCAGUUGCUCCAUCGUCUCCUGAAAUCAAAUCCUUCACAAAUCGUUCGAUUACUCUUGUUUGGACUCACAAUGCAGCCAGAGCUCAUCGUCCGAUUCUUCGGUUUUCAGUCUCAGUUCGAACUGUGUCAGACAAUACGAGAUUUGUGAUGGCUGCUCCAUCGAAUGCGACUACUGUAAUUGUUGAUAAUCUAUCUCCGUAUACUCUCUAUGCAUUCUCAGUUCGUGCUGAAAAUUCAGCUGGAACAAGUGAUUUCGGCCCAGAAACAACGUUUCGAACACUUGGAGAACCACCGAUUCGACCUCCACAAAUUCAAAAAAUCAGAAAUAUAACAUCAGAAUGCGUUGAAGUGACUGUAACUCCACCAGAUGAAAUGAACGGAGAACUGGAUAAAUAUCUGGUUUUAAUUCAAGCAAUCAACGAAACAAUUCCAAGAAAAAUGACUUUCGAUAAGCCGACAUCAACUCCAUUGACGAUUUGUGCAUUGAUUCCAUCGACUGAAUAUGCGUUGGCAAUUGAAGCAGAUAAUGGAUUUGGAACAAGUCCACAAGCAACUUUAGUCUUUCAUACAGAAGAUUCUGUUCCAAAUUGGUCUCCGAGUACAAUUACUACGUUGCCAGUUGUCGGGAAACCAGAGAUUACUGUACUUUGGCCAGCUCCAUUACCAAAUGCAACAGAGAAAGUGACUAAAUAUCAUUUAUAUUACAAGGCAAAUAAUGAAGAUCAAUGGAAGAUUGAACAUUUAAAUGUGAAUCCAAAUGGUGUCAAGUCGAAAUUAUUCAAGUAUCGACUCGUAGAUCUCAAUCCAAAUACGCUCUACCGUAUUCGUGUAUCUGCUUCAACUUCAAAAGGAGAAGGUGCUCAAAGUGCAGAUAGUCUUGCUCAAACAGAUGUCGGGGAACCUGGAACUGUCACUUUCAAAGAAUUAAAUUUUGAUUGUAAAAAUGGAGUCAAAUUGAGUUGGAAUUAUGAACCAAGUAUCAAUUCGAAGAAAUCUCCAACAUUCACUGUUAAAGUGACGAAUCAAACGACAACUCUGCAAUUUAAUACGACAAAACAAAGUCUAGAUAUUAUAGAUCUGUCACUUUAUGACGAGUACUCUCUUCGAAUAAUUGUUCUGGAGAGAAGUACAAUUGAUAAUUCAACUAUACUAAUUGGCAAAUACAGUGAUAGUCAUCGAUUCUUACUCAAAGACAAAUGUUCUUACCAAAGUUCGUUUUGCUCUCCGGGUGAAAAGUGUGCAAAACUGACGUCAUCUGCUGCAAAUCCACGUUACAUUUCUGUUCUGAUCGUCAUUUUUGCCAUCAUAAUCUUUGCUUUCAUCUGUUUUGUGAUUGUUCACUUUGCACGGGGAUCCAUGAAUUUCAAACAUCUUCUAAAAAAGAAAGAGAAAUGUGUUUAUUUGGAAGAAAUCAGUCCACUGGUAUACGAUUCUGCCGGCCAAGAAGAUAUUCCAGUUGAACUUUUCUACGGAUAUGUUGAGGAUCUCAAUCGAAACGAUGCAUUCAAAUUCAAGGCUCAAUUCCAAAUUCUUGAAAAUCAAACAUCUGGAAUUGAUUCAACGGAUUCUGGAGAAUCGACGUCAUCUGCAGAUGAGAAUACUCAAAAGAACAGAUAUAACAACAUCGGCGCAAUGGAAGCAACGAGAAUUCGAUUGAAUUCUCCAACUGGAAACGAUUAUAUCAACGCCAAUUAUGUUGAUUCCUGUAAUGAACGGAACGCCUACAUUGCCACACAAGCACCUCUACCAUCAACAUUCUCUGAUUUCUGGAGUAUGAUUUGGCAGGAAAGGAGUAAUGUUAUCGUCUGCAUUACCAAUAUGGUUGAAGAUGGAAAGAGAAAAUGUGAUCAGUACUGGCCAUCAACUCAAGAUUCUCCCCAGACUUUUGGAAACUAUCAAGUCACUUUGAUAUCUGAAUCAACGAAUUCUCACUUCUCUCAUCGCAUUUUGGAUCUGAAAAUUGCGAAAUCAGUUCCAGCGGCAGAGAGAAAAAUACAUCAGUUACAUUUUAUGGGUUGGCCAGAUCACGGAGUUCCUUCUUCGGUUUUUCCACUUUUGAAUUUCAUUCAUUAUGCAUCGGAUAUUCAUUCAACUGGACCUGUGGUAGUGCAUUGCAGUGCUGGAGUUGGUCGUUCAGGAUCUUACAUACUCGUAGAUAGUAUGCGGAGACAUUUGAUUAGUUUCCGUCGAUUGAAUGUACAAGGACAUUUGACACAUAUGAGGAGACAACGGGCGAAAUUAGUCCAAACUUUGGAGCAAUACAUAUUCUGCCACGAAGCAAUUCGGCAGUUGAUACGACAUGGUAUUACACGAGUACAUUCAGAUCUUUUCAUGAGAUAUUUGCAUUACUUAUCUGAGGAAAAUUUGAAUGGAAAGACGAGAAUGCAGUUGCAGUAUGAGGAUGUGUGUGAAUGCAAACAUCAUCCACGUUGCCAAAUAGAUUCUGACGUGAUAACUCUUCCCGGUUAUCAUCGAUCCGAUGAAUUUAUGGUUGGAUCGUGGAGUCAUGAAUGCGAAGAACUUUGGAGAUUAAUAUGGAAACGAAAAGUUCAAACAAUAGUUGUGUUGAAUCAACGUGAUUCAUUUUGGAGAAAACUGCAUUUAUGUGAUUUCGAUGGGCCAAUUCAAAUCCAACACGGCGACAAUUUUGUAUUACUUCAAAAAGACGAUCAACAGCUCUGCGUACGGAUAGUAAAUGUUGCGAGAGCUGAUUUGGAUGCAGACUUUUGGAGAGAAAUAGAAAAUGUUCAAAAACAAAGAAUCACUUAUCACGAGGCUCCAUUGCUCAUUUUAGCUCAUAAAUAUCCUCCGAAUGCUUCUUCUCCAACUGAUAGUACAUCGACUUUAUCACUCUCAAUGUUAUUUAAUGAUGAUACAUCACUUGCAUUCAGUAUUUGUGCAGCAACAACAUUAGCGUGUCAAUUGGAAACUACGGGUUGUGUUGACGUGGUACAGGUUCUCUCCUCUUAUACUGAAAUUCAAUGUGGCAUUUUUUCCUCGAAGCAAGAAAUUGAGAUAAUCUACGAGAAAAUCUCUCAAUUGGUAGGAGGAACACGUGUCUGA